AAGGUUCAAAAAUGCUUAUGUGGCAACAAUUAUCAUGCAGAUGGAGUUUUAAUCAACAAGGUCGUAUACCAAAAUGGUUUAAAGAAUUGGAAAUCAAAGUACUUGAAAACAAUUACAGAAUUGUUAAAAAUAAAUGGAAGUUAAAUAAUCAAAAUAAAUUCAAUGCUAGAUCUAAA
This is a messenger RNA of Entrophospora candida, 176 nucleotides long. The record is from the annotation of a GenBank genome assembly. NCBI's taxonomy places the organism in Eukaryota, Fungi, Glomeromycota, Glomeromycetes, Entrophosporales, Entrophosporaceae.